Messenger RNA from Scylla paramamosain (green mud crab), 772 nucleotides. RefSeq lists its product as uncharacterized. Lineage: Eukaryota; Metazoa; Arthropoda; Malacostraca; Decapoda; Portunidae. The coding region runs from base 3 to 311 and encodes 102 amino acids. Gene Ontology annotation, molecular function: ligand-gated monoatomic ion channel activity. Gene Ontology annotation, cellular component: membrane. The transcript has 3 exons. The record is from RefSeq and is a predicted model, not a curated record.
AGAUGGUGGAACACUGGUGGAACGCAACAACGGAGUGUCUCAGAGUGGCGGUGCUUGUGUUUUACCCGUUCAUCUUCAUGUCUGAGGACGGUCCCCCCUACAAGGUCACAGGCUCCAUGAAGGAAGUGCUGGACAUCAUCGCCAGAAAACUCAGUUUCUGCUACGAGUACGUGGUGCCAGAGGACAGGCAGUUUGGCCUCAAGAUGACUAACGGGUCGUGGACGGGAAUGAUUGGGAUCUUGGUACGCCAGGUGAGGCUCGGGAGCAGGGUAUUCACUCAUGGCACAACUUCUCCCUCCCACUGUUGGUGAGACCAAUGUUUUGUUAACUUUUCCACUCCAAUAUCUCUUAAUGUGAGCAUAGGCAGUACAGCAACCUUUGAUUUGAGGUUCUUUAGUCCCGUCUUUGCUGCAUGACCAUCAUAAAACCAGUUUCACUUGGUAGAGGCUCAUCAUAACACCAAAUAUCGCUUUCAGGACCUUGUUUUGAGAAGUGCUGUCCCAAAUACCCUGUCUACUUUUUUUCUUCUUAUUGAUCUCAGAAAUUCUACUAACAUACAGUGUUUGAAAAUUACAGUAGGUAAAUGUACAUAUGUUAGACUAAUUUACUCGCACGCAUUUUCAUUCAUUUAUUUAAUUUUAAUUGAUUUUUUUUUUUUUCUCUUUUUGAGGGAGGUGGAAAUGCACACCAUGGCACAAAUGGCCUUUACACCACGUCUGUUCUAUCUCAGUUUGAGAAAACAUAAACAGAAAAUAUAAGUACACAAAACUAU